AUGAGUAAUAAUCAGAGUAAGGGUUUAACUCAACAAGUCACAAAUCUUUUUCAGAAUGCUACAGCUCAAAUUAAAAAUACUUUAAAUACAACAACAUCGAAUAGUAACACUAUGACAAAUAAUAGAAGUGAUAAAAGUGGAGGACCGGAAAAAUCCAAUGAAUGUAUCAUUUAUGAAAAACCAUCGACAAUCGACGAUACAGAAGAUUGUUUCUCUAAUAUGUCAGAUAAACCGGAAAUUAAUCAAGACUUGUUUAAACGUGAACCAGAUAUACAUGAAGAAGAUAAAUUUCGCGCAUGUUUUAUCGAUUGUAGUUGUGAUUGUUCUGCAAAAAAAGUGACACAUAAUAAUGUUGUUGCUACACAAGAUUUAGGUAUAAUAGAAAAAUUAAUGAAAAAUAUGAAACAAAGUGCCUAUGAUGUGUUGUGUGAUUGUCGAUGUGGUGAUAAUCAACAACGUUCAUUUAGUUUCAACUACUCAGCUGGAGAAAAAAGAAAUGAAUAA
Messenger RNA from Didymodactylos carnosus, 504 nucleotides. The record is from the annotation of a GenBank genome assembly. Lineage: Eukaryota; Metazoa; Rotifera; Eurotatoria; Philodinida; Philodinidae.